AGCGCCGCAUCUUUGAACCUGGUUCUUCUGUCGCCCAUCUUGCGGCACCCCACCACCACCAGAAGAGCGGCCGAGCGGCGCAGAGAAGAGAGAACCAGCAAGUUUAGCGGAGCGGCCGCGCGUCCGGAGGGAGGAUGGAGAAGGCGCUCACCAAGCUCGGCAGCUUCACCAUCUCCCGCAAGGCCAAGCAGGAGCUCUCCGCCAUCGGCGGCGACAUCUCCCGUUUAUCGAGCACGGUGGAGGAGAAGGCAAAAUGGGUUUUCGAGAAGCUCAAAGGACACAAGAAGUCGCUCUCUGAUCUACUCCGUGAGCACAACCUCCCUCCAGGUCUCUUCCCUCGUAACAUCAUCUGCUAUGAGUACGACGAAUCAACCUCGAAGCUGGUGGUGCACCUGUCCAAACCCUGCGAGGUGAGCUUCAAGGAUUCCUCCACAAUACGGUAUGCUCCUCGUGUCAAAGCGACUCUGUCCCGAGGCAAGCUCUCCGGGGUUGAAGGCAUGAAGACCAAGGUGGUGGUAUGGGUGAAGGUGGCAAGCGUGAGCCUCGAGAGCUACAAGUCUGACAAGAUAUGCUUCAUCGCCGGUGUGAAGAAGCUGAGGCAGAAGGAUGCUUAUGAGGUCCCUCGCGAAGCCGUCUCUGUUGAGGAGUUCUGAGCUCGAUUGGUUUGCCUUAUCCGUAUUCCGUAGUAUCAUUCAUUCAUAGCAUUUUUUGGGUCUCAUGUGAUCGGCGAUUGAUGUGCUGUGACCUGUGAUUUGGUAGAUUUGUAUAUUGGAAGCAUAUGGAUCUGUUCUGCCUGGCAGAAGACCACCCGUGCAUGUUAUCUGACGAGACCUUCACAUGUGUGAUGUUUCAGUAAUGUGAACAUUUAGCAUGUGUCCUGGUUCUGCAUUGGUUGCUCCUAGAAUUCAUGUCUUCCUGUUUUAUUUCGA
Molecule: messenger RNA, 929 nt
Organism: Sorghum bicolor (sorghum)
Lineage: Eukaryota; Viridiplantae; Streptophyta; Magnoliopsida; Poales; Poaceae
Exons: 3
Coding region: 135-653 (172 amino acids)
Source: RefSeq, a predicted model, not a curated record